CGCUUUCAAAAUGCUUUUUUUCCCCCACUGCAUCUUUACACAUUUGGGGGAUGGGUAACUACUAAAUCUGAAUAUGAAGAUUAUAUGAAACGUCUCCUUUAAAAAGCCAAAUUGAGUGUAAACAGACUGAGCUUAGCAACAAUUCCAGUUUCACCACAGCAAUAUUCUGACUAUCCCAAGUGUGAAUGUGGACUCUUGAGUGACAAUCUGCAACACACGAGUACGCCGUUUUACCAAGAAUCAGCGUCUAAAGGAAAAAUCGUGUCCAACCACUGAAACAUAUUCCCUGGUUGUAGUCACGCAAAGCAUUCUGGUAGAUGCAGUUCCCAUUUCUUUGUUGUUCCCCGAUGCAGAGACCCGUUGUGACUACAACUGCCAGUGUGUCCAGAAAGGAAACGCUUACUUCCUAGAAGGACCUUAGAAGACAUUUGGAAGGAUUCUCUGACGUUUCCUUAGACAUGCCUUUGAUUGUAGGCGGCCAAAGGCUGGAUGUCACCCUGUCUGCUCUACAGAUCGUUCAGUUGCACCCUCAGCUUCAGGAGCGAGCUAAAGCUUUAACGAGCCAGCCAACUCAGACUUUUGGACCCAAAGGUUUUCUAUAUGUGCAGCAAAGGGAAUUGGCAGUAACUACUCCCAAUGAUAGGUUUGUCUCCGUUCUGGGGUCAGAUGAUGCCACCACUUGUCACAUUUUAGUGCUCAGACACACAGGUAGUGGAGCCACCUGCCUUGCACAUUGUGAUGGAUCAGACACAAAGAACGAGGUUGCAGCUGUUCUGCAUGCAGUCAAAUCCUUAACAAACAACACUGAUGAGGGAAGACUAGAACUGCACCUUGUUGGAGGUUUCAUUGACAGCAAACAAUAUUCACAGACGCUUUCAAGUGAACUAUUCAGUGCGUUUGAUAAUGUGCUAGAUGAGGUUCAUCUCCUUACAUGCUGCGUUUCAGAGCUGAAUGAUAAGGAAGAGGAUGGCAUCCACUACCCAAUAAUUUAUGGUAUUGCUGUAAAUGUGAAAACAGGACAGAUAUUCAAGGCGACUUUGCAAAAUCGAGGACCAGAUGAAGAUCUGAGAUCGGCUUACAUUCUUACAGGAGGAAUGAUGGUGAACACCUAUGAUUCAAAAACUGAGCAACUGAGUUUUGGGCCUUAUUCCUGGACACCUUUCCCAAACAUUGAUUUCUGGUUGGAGCAAGAGGAUGAGCUAAUCCUACAGUACUUUUCCACCUCCCCACAAGCCGAGCCCCCCCAUUUCGUCUCUCACAUUAGAUCAACGCUUGGGUUUUUGAAAGCCAAUCCUCGCCCACUGAAAUCCCUCUUUCCUGACAACAAACCUCAUGUUUACACAAUGGACCGGGAUGGAAUAUGGAAGAGAGUAUUGUCAGUGAAUUGAAGGGUAGAUCUUGGGACAUACACUAGCUGCUUAUUCCUUGUGCCAAGACUUUCCCAGUUCCUAUGCUAUGAUCCCCCCCCCAAUUCGAAGGGAAGGGUCAACAUCUAUUUCCCAUGUCUGUAAAUACCAGCUUUGCCUCCACCAUUUAAAGAGGUGGUUCAUCUUUAAUUUAACUUUUAGUAUGUUAUAAGCAACUUUUCAAUUGGUUUUGAUUUUUUUAUAGUUAUUUCCCUUUUUCUUCUGACUCUUUGCAGGUUUCAAAUGGGCGUCACUGACCCCUUAUAAAAGCAAAUGCUCUGUAAGGCUAUUGUUAUUGCUAUUUUUUAUUACUCAUCUUUCUAUUCAGGCCUCUCCUAUUCAUAUUCCAGUCUCUUAUUCAAAUCAAUGCAUGGUUGCUAGGGGAAUUUGAACCCUUGCAACCACAUUGCAAACUGGAGAGCUGCUGAAUAAAAAGCUAAAUAACACAAAAACUUGAAAUAAUAGAAAAAUGAAAUCAAAUUGCAAAUUGUCACUCUACAUCAUACCAAAUGUUUUCUCAAAGGGGAACCACCCCUUUAACUUCAUGUAAAUAUGGUGCUUCGUGUCUAUGCAAUGCCUUGACAAAGGGAAAUCGGGGAAAAUAUAAUUGUUUUCUAUGCACAUCUGUUUAGUGUCAUUCUUGAAAUCUUUAUAAUCUGUGUUUCUUGGAAAUAUACUGUUAA
Messenger RNA from Xenopus laevis (African clawed frog), 2089 nucleotides. It is a transcript of the gene ntan1.L, whose product is annotated as N-terminal asparagine amidase L homeolog. The transcript has 11 exons. Lineage: Eukaryota; Metazoa; Chordata; Amphibia; Anura; Pipidae. Bases 459 to 1388 code for a protein of 309 amino acids. Gene Ontology annotation, molecular function: protein-N-terminal asparagine amidohydrolase activity. Gene Ontology annotation, biological process: ubiquitin-dependent protein catabolic process. The record is from RefSeq and is a predicted model, not a curated record. Gene Ontology annotation, cellular component: nucleus.